UUUACUUAACAUGAUACAUAAUCAGUUCAGACAUGGCUAUAAUCAAUAACAACGUGUCCCAUUCUAGCAAAGUUAAACUUAAGAUGUAUAUUUAUUUAAUUUGUUUAGUAAAAAAUUAACAAAAAGGAAAAAAAAAACAAAAUGAAUUCAAUAAGGAAGUGGUUAUAUAGACCAAAGCGAGAAGAUCCUUCCAAAUUAGUUCAGUUCUAUUAUGCAGACGAAGAACUUAAUUUAGUAGCAACAGAAUUAGAUAGUUUUGAUGGUCACAAGGAUCCAGACAGGUGUUCAGCUCUUGUUAAUCAACUGCGUUUAUGUCAAGAUAAAGUACUGAACAUAUGCAAUGAAAUUAUGGAUGAAGCUAUUCCAACACUAAGAGCAAAUAGGGAUUACAGAGUGAAAUUUCCUGAUGAAAUGCUUCAUGAAAAUCUUGCUGGUCAGCUAUGGUUUGGUGCUGAAUGUUUGGCAGCUGGUUCGAAUGUAGCUAACAGAGAAGAAGAUAGUGAAGAAAUUCGUCCUCUUGCAAAAGCAGUCACUAAAUCAUUAGAUGAUGUUCGAAAUCUUCUUAGAGAUCAAUGCUUACGAAAUUCUCAAAUUUAUUCAGACAAACUUAAAGAGUCUUUGGAAAUAUUUGACAGGCUGUUUGCAGAGUUUGAAUUAAGAUACGUUCGCAUUAUGGUUCCAAUUAAAACUUUGAAAGAAUGUCAUCUUCAACAAGAAAUUAUUGUUUUAUUUUCUGAAACACUUCAAAGAGCAUUAAGAAUUAAUCUUUUCACACAAGAUAUGGUAGAUGAUUGUGAUCCCUCCCUCAUGUUUACUGUUCCAAGAUUAGCUAUUGUAUGUGGCUUAAUAAUAUAUUCUGAUGGACCAUUAAAUGUUGAUAAUGGUUGCUCACAAAUGUCUUAUUUGUUCAAGCCUUUUUAUUGUACACUUUAUGAAAUAAGAGAAUUGCUUUGGACACUUUCACCUGAAGAACUUAGCAUUUUGGAAAGAACAUUAUGUAGCACAGAUGAUUUUCAUACUGUUAAAACUGAAUGUGCAAUUGCAAGUGAUUAUCCUGGUAAUAAAUUUCAAAAUUAUGUAAAUCUCUUUCUUCAAAAUCAUCAAAAUUGUCAACAGUUUAUUUUGGAUUUUUAUGGUUGUCAUGUAAAUACCGCACAAAACAAUCAGAAUUUAGUUGAUUCCAGCAAUACUACUAAAACUUGGCAGACCGAAGAAGAAAAUACAAGAGACAAAAACUGUUUUUCAACAAAUAAUUCAACAUUGGAUAAUUAUAAUAGUGAUUUGCAUUCAACAAUAACUUUUGGUUGCUCAGAUAAUGAACAAAACUUUGUUAAUUCAGAUAUUCCAAAUUAUUCUCAUGUGACGUUUACUGAAACCAGUAAUACUGCUCAAUGUAUAUAUAGUGAGAAUUAUUGCAAUAACAAGACUGACACUUUGUCAAAACUUGAAAAUAGUUUUUCUACUACUUGUACUGAUUCCAAUUCAAAUGAUCAAUUUUGCAAUGAGACAAAUCAUAUUCCUGAAGUAAAUGAAAACAUUACAUGGUCGUCUUCAGAUGUUCAAUAUUGUGAGAGAGAUGAUCAGCUCAAUAAUUUAUAUGCAUCAUCAUUAUCCAAGGAUGUUCCACCUUACUUUGAUACAAAUGCUCAAUCAAGGAAAAAUGAAUAUGAAAAUUACAAUCUAAAUGAUAAAAAUUGCAAACUUAAGAAAGAAAUCAGUAGACAAGAAAAUAAUCCAAGUUCCAGUAAAACAAUAGUAGCAUCUGUUUCUUCACAGACUGAUGACUCUCUGAAUAAUACUUCAAGUAAAUUAGAAAGAGAAGAAUUGCUUUGGACACUUUCACCUGAAGAACUUAGCAUUUUGGAAAGAACAUUAUGUAGCACAGAUGAUUUUCAUACUGUUAAAACUGAAUGUGCAAUUGCAAGUGAUUAUCCUGGUAAUAAAUUUCAAAAUUAUGUAAAUCUCUUUCUUCAAAAUCAUCAAAAUUGUCAACAGUUUAUUUUGGAUUUUUAUGGUUGUCAUGUAAAUACCGCACAAAACAAUCAGAAUUUAGUUGAUUCCAGCAAUACUACUAAAACUUGGCAGACCGAAGAAGAAAAUACAAGAGACAAAAACUGUUUUUCAACAAAUAAUUCAACAUUGGAUAAUUAUAAUAGUGAUUUGCAUUCAACAAUAACUUUUGGUUGCUCAGAUAAUGAACAAAACUUUGUUAAUUCAGAUAUUCCAAAUUAUUCUCAUGUGACGUUUACUGAAACCAGUAAUACUGCUCAAUGUAUAUAUAGUGAGAAUUAUUGCAAUAACAAGACUGACACUUUGUCAAAACUUGAAAAUAGUUUUUCUACUACUUGUACUGAUUCCAAUUCAAAUGAUCAAUUUUGCAAUGAGACAAAUCAUAUUCCUGAAGUAAAUGAAAACAUUACAUGGUCGUCUUCAGAUGUUCAAUAUUGUGAGAGAGAUGAUCAGCUCAAUAAUUUAUAUGCAUCAUCAUUAUCCAAGGAUGUUCCACCUUACUUUGAUACAAAUGCUCAAUCAAGGAAAAAUGAAUAUGAAAAUUACAAUCUAAAUGAUAAAAAUUGCAAACUUAAGAAAGAAAUCAGUAGACAAGAAAAUAAUCCAAGUUCCAGUAAAACAAUAGUAGCAUCUGUUUCUUCACAGACUGAUGACUCUCUGAAUAAUACUUCAAGUAAAUUAGAAAGAGAAACUGAAGACAGGUAUAACAUAAUGGGUUAUUUGGAAGAUGAAGCAAUUGCACUUGCAUUACAAACAGCAGAAAUAGCAUCUCGUAAUGAAGUACGAUCAAAUUACAGUACAAGUGAAGAACUGAUUCACAAGUUAUUUGUAGCUAUUUCAGAAGUGGCUGAUCAAUUGCAGACAAACUGUGCAAGUGAUCUUAGAAGUAUAUUGAAAUCAGUGUUUGAUAUGAAUUCAUCUCAUUCAAAUUCAAUAAAAGAACCAACAAUUACUUUUGAAGAAAACAUUUCAGAAGAAAUUUUGCCAAAUAAUGAAAGUGAAAGAGAAAUUCAAAGAACUGAGGAAAUACCAGAAACAUCUGCUGUUAGUGUAUCAACUUCAGAAGAUGAUAGAUUGUCAGUUGAUAGUGCUGAGGAAGCUGUACCUGGAUUAAUUUUACAAGAAAAUCAACAAAAUGAUUUACUUUCAGAUUUACAAAUUAGACAGAGAACAGAUAACUCAGAAGAUCCUCCAAGAUGGGUGCCAGAUGAAGUUACAAAGUGUUGUAUGGCUUGUAAUGCCCACUUCACUUUAUUGCGUCGUCGUCAUCAUUGCAGGAAUUGUGGUAAAGUAAGUUUGUUAUUUACUUCUCGUCAAUAG
Messenger RNA from Centruroides sculpturatus (bark scorpion), 3330 nucleotides. Its product is annotated as lateral signaling target protein 2 homolog. NCBI's taxonomy places the organism in Eukaryota, Metazoa, Arthropoda, Arachnida, Scorpiones, Buthidae. Bases 142 to 3330 code for a protein of 1062 amino acids. Gene Ontology annotation, molecular function: metal ion binding. The transcript is spliced from 15 exons. The record is from RefSeq and is a predicted model, not a curated record. Gene Ontology annotation, cellular component: early endosome membrane.